This is a messenger RNA of Halichondria panicea, 2007 nucleotides long. RefSeq lists its product as uncharacterized. Gene Ontology annotation, molecular function: protein binding. The coding region runs from base 102 to 1790 and encodes 562 amino acids. The transcript is spliced from 10 exons. NCBI's taxonomy places the organism in Eukaryota, Metazoa, Porifera, Demospongiae, Suberitida, Halichondriidae. The record is from RefSeq and is a predicted model, not a curated record.
GUGCAGAAAGUGGGCGUAUAAGCAAGUAGUUAAAAUUUAUAAUAACCUUCAUGCCUUUGAAACUAUAUUGCUGAAGAUUUUUAACUAACUACUCACCGAUAAUGUCCUCAAAGCUUCUCCUAGUGCUGCUGUGUUGCGUGUGCGUGUCUAUGGGAGCUCCUGUUACCUGGACGGAGCUCUCUACAACAUCCACCCCACCUCCUGCUCGAUGGAAUGCUGGGCUCGCCAUUGUCAAUGGAGUUGGUUAUCUGUUUGGGGGAGAAGGAACUCCAGCAAGUGGACUAUUAGAGGAUAUGUGGAUGUUUACUGUUACUGGUAGCACUGUUGUUUGGACUGACAUGUCUGGCUCAGGACCAUCGGCACGCUACGGGUUUGUGAACGGUGUUGUUGACGGUUACUGGAUCAUUUCCCACGGUUGCAACAACGAGAUGUGCUUCUCUGAUGCGUGGGCUUUCAACACUGCCACCAACACUUGGAGCCUAUUGGUCAAUUCCACUACCCAGACGGCCCCCCGAGGGCGUUUCACGUCUGCCGGGGGCGUGUACCCUGGGGGCCGUGACCUCUGGCUGAGCAUGGGACAGAAUAUAGCCAGUGUGAGUAGGAAGUUCUCUGAUACCUGGGUCUUGCGUGUCAACACCUCUGGAGCACAGCUGACUGCUGAGUGGGAGGAGGUGUCUUCAGGGGGUGGUCUGGACCAGUACAACCCGUUCCUCCCCCACGCCCGCUCCCUCCACGCUGGUGCACCACUAUCACCUGACACUUUUGCCAUUGUCGGAGGAUGUGCCGCUGGUGGACAGGUGGGCGGUCCUUGUCCCAUGGAGGAUUCGUGGACUAUUAGUCUCUCAGAGAGAGUGUGGCGGGAGUACCCUCACUGUCCCUCAGGCAGAACCAGGGCCGUGCUGACACCAGUACCUGGUUUUGAAGGCAAUGGCUACCUAUUGGGUGGCAGUGAGUCCUGGGGUCCGGGUGUCUUCUCUCCACAGCUCACACCCAAAGAAGUGAACGCCAGUGAAGUGGUUCUCAUGACAACCAACGCCACUACCUUCAACUGGCUGAGACUUAAGAGUGACGGUGGCAAUUUUCCUGAGAAUUUAGAUAGUCCCAGCGUGGCCGUGGAUGCUACCAGCGGAGUGGUGUAUUAUUUUGGGGGGAGGAGGCUUGAAGAUGGUGCCUUCCAGCAUAGGAUGUGGACGUUGGGAGGAGAUGGACUUGACCAACCAGAUCUUGGCUGCUCUCAACCACAAUACACUUAUGUGCAUCUCCAUGGUACCCUCAUGUAUCUAGCCUGGGGCCUCUUCUUCCCUCUAGGCGUCUUGUUAGCACGCUACUAUCGCUGGACCUGGCCUUGCUGGUUUGUGUUCCACGUCAUUAUGCAGUGUUUGGGAGUGCUUGUGACGGUGGCUGGGUUCGUGGUCAUCUUCUUGGUGGGCAGUUACAAUGAGCCGGCCUUCCCUCACGCCAUUGUCGGCAUUGUACUCACCACUCUCAUGAUACAACAGUUCCUAUCGGGAAUAUUCCAUCCGUGUGUGGACAAGGAGGAUGGUAAGACCCCCCCUAAAGAAAAAUCUACGUAUCGCAAGUGUUGGGAACUUUAUCAUGCCAUCUCAGGAUUCCUCACCGUAGCGAUAGGACUGGGACAGGUGACUCUGGGGGUCUUCUUAAUCAAAGCCCCCUUGACCGUGUGGGCUGUGUGGGUGGGUAUGGGGAGCGCCUGGCUGAUCGCGUUUGUUGUGCACGAGUGUGUCUACGUAUGUUGCAAGAUAGCUCACAGAGGGCAGAAAAUUUAUUAGAACAAUAACUCUCCCCAUCUACACACAUUAUACUAGCAUUGUUUUUAUCUCAGUACCACCUUUGUUUGUAGCUGUUACAUCUAUACUCUGUUAUUACGUAUAAUUAUGCUAUUAAUAGUUACGUACACGUGUUGUUGUUUUUGUGCUAUUAAUUAUACCAAGGGCGUAUUUUCUCUUUGUACGUCCUUCAUUGUGCUGUAUACAUUAUGCAUGUCUG